AUGAUUGCUCAUUCUGCCAACACAACAUCCACUAUCACCAUUACUACAACUACCACAUCAGAAAUCACAACCAUAAUAAAUACAAUGCGCAUCAUUCCUAAUAUUCCAGUCGAUGCCCGAUGGGCACAGAAUGGAGUGACUGUUGCUGGAGGUCAUGGAAAAGGCAGUGGCAUCAAUCAACUCGACGGGCCUUCUGGUCUCUUCGUUGAUGAUGAUCAAACGAUGGUCAUUGCUGACUACUACAAUCAUCGUAUCACCCAAUGA
Molecule: messenger RNA, 264 nt
Organism: Rotaria sordida
Lineage: Eukaryota; Metazoa; Rotifera; Eurotatoria; Philodinida; Philodinidae
Source: the annotation of a GenBank genome assembly